GAAAAAGCCCAAGAAAGAAUAAAAAUAAAAGGGAAAUCCUUUUUGUAAAAGAGAAAAAAAAAAGGAGAAGCCCACUUAGGAGAAGCUGGAGCAAAAGCUGGAAAACAGCAAGCUGCACUAAAGUGGCGCAGAUGGAUAAUUGACACUUGCCCUUCAGUCCAAUUUUUAGACGGGGUUAUCUGGCCAGGGAUCUGGAUCAGGCCGCUUCCCCAGUCAAGUGAAACUUGCAACAUUUUCAAUGAAUAGAUCUGCUCAAUGUCAAUGCCGCAUGUUAUCUAGUUUGCAGAGGAGGUUUUGUUUCUGACUGGUUCGAUCAGUUCUGGUUGAAUUGGAAUUGGGUGAUUGAGGACAUUUUGGUGGUCUGAACUCUGAAGGCACAAAUACUGAUUCUAACUGAGAUCUCGAAAUCGAUAGAUGGGUUCUAGAUUUCCGUCUCAUCAGUUAAGCAAUGGGCUAUAUGUGUCAGGCCGACCGGAACAGCCCAAAGAGAAGCCACCCACCAUGAUGUCCGGCGCUGUGCCUUACACAGGUGGCGACAUUAAGAAAUCUGGGGAGCUCGGAAAGAUGUUUGAUGUUCCUUAUGAUGCAUCAAAAUCGAAGAAAUCAGGACAAUUAUCUGGCGUUCUAGCUAACCCUGCUGGUCGGGGUUCAUUUUCGGCUUCAGGGCCCCCGUCUUCCGGUGGUUCUGGCCCCAAUUCUGUGCCUAAUGUUGCUAGCAUGAACAGGCAGAGAUCCAAUUCAGGCCCGCUUAACAAACAUGGUGAAUAUGUGAAAAAGACUUCUGGUCCUCUUCGGCAGAACUCAGGCCCACUUGCUCCGGUUCUUCCGGCGACCGGCCUCAUAACUUCAGGUCCAAUCUCUUCAGGACCCCUGAAUUCAUCUGGGAUGCCCCGAAAAAAGUCAGGUCCAUUAGACUCUUCAGCACCUGUUAAACUUCCCAGUUUCUCCGUUACCCAUAAUCAAGCUGUUACCAAGCUCACAGAGGAAGAGGAUUACUCUUUCAAACGGAACUUCCCGAAGCCUAUUUUGUGGUCUGUGAUCCUACUGUUUGUGAUGGGAUUCAUAGCUGGUGGAUUCAUCCUUGGCGCGGUGCGCAAUGGUGUCCUACUCAUUGUAGUGGCUGUCCUCUUUGCAGCUGUGGUUUCAGUUUUUACUUGGAAUUCAUGCUGGGGAAAAAGGGCUAUUACUGGAUUCCUUGCAGGAUAUCCUGAUGCAGAGCUGCGGAGUGCAAAAAAUGGUCAAUAUGUCAAGGUUUCUGGGGUUGUCACCUGUGGGAAUGUUCCACUUGAGUCUUCAUUUCUCAAGGUUCCUCGAUGUAUAUACACAUCUACAAGCUUAUAUGAAUACAAGGGCUGGGACCUAAAGGCUGCUGCCAGUGCUAAGAACCGCAGUUUUACAUGGGGACUGAGAUCUUUGGAGAGGCAUGUAGUCGACUUUUACAUCUCUGACUUCCAGUCUGGUUUAAGAGCAUUGGUCAAAGCUGGUUAUGGUGCAAGAGUGACUCCAUAUGUUGAAGAAUCAGCUGUAGUUGAUAUAGACAAGAACAACAAAGCAUUAUCACCUGAGUUCAUCAGAUGGUUGGGGGAAAGAAACCUUUCAUGUGAUGAUCGUAUAAUGCGUCUGAAAGAAGGGUAUAUCAAAGAAGGAAGUACCGUCAGCGUGAUGGGUAUGGUUCAGCGCAAUGAUAACAUCCUUAUGAUCGUCCCUCCCCCUGAGCCUUUCUCGACAGGAUGCCAGUGGGCCAAGUGUCUUCUACCUGCAACUCUUGAAGGAAUUAUCUUGAGAUGUGAAGACAGCUCGAAAGCUGAUGUCAUUCCAGUCUAGCUUGAGGUCCCUGGGCCUUUCCGUCGUUUAGCAUAAUCCAGGUUAUCAGUUUUGUGAUUGCUCAGGAAACAGAAAAGAAGGAGUCCUUUUAUGGUGACACCACCUGCUGGAUGGUAGUUAGGCUGGUCCUGGCGAGAAGCUUCUCUCACAUCUCCCGUUCUACUGUUCUUGUAUUCAUUCAGUGUUCAUUGUGGUCAAAGAGUUCAUUAUGGUGAAAGAGGCUUGUCUGUAAUGUUUGAUGCAAAGGAUUACAAUUGUUAAUCAUGUAAAUUUUUCAAUCAAGUUUGAAAUAUGAGAUCGGUAGGUUUUGCA
Messenger RNA from Nymphaea colorata (pocket water lily), 2136 nucleotides. RefSeq lists its product as uncharacterized. The record is from RefSeq and is a predicted model, not a curated record. The transcript has 7 exons. NCBI's taxonomy places the organism in Eukaryota, Viridiplantae, Streptophyta, Magnoliopsida, Nymphaeales, Nymphaeaceae. The coding region runs from base 415 to 1824 and encodes 469 amino acids.